Messenger RNA from Mirounga angustirostris (Northern elephant seal), 12703 nucleotides. It is a transcript of the gene CMYA5, whose product is annotated as cardiomyopathy associated 5. Gene Ontology annotation, molecular function: protein binding. The coding region runs from base 137 to 12076 and encodes 3979 amino acids. The record is from RefSeq and is a predicted model, not a curated record. Lineage: Eukaryota; Metazoa; Chordata; Mammalia; Carnivora; Phocidae. Gene Ontology annotation, cellular component: cytoplasm. The transcript has 13 exons.
CCGGGGCCGGGAACCCGAGCCGCCCGCCGGGGCAGGGCAGAGCCGGGCCGGGGCCAGAGGCGCAGUCAGAGGGAGAACAGCGGGCGCGCGCGGGCGGCUCCGGCUCCAGCUCCGGCUCCGGCCCGGCAGAGGCACGAUGGCGAGCAGCGACAGCACCUACGCCGCGGAGAGUCCCCUCGGCUCCGACGGGGACGAGGAGGCCACCCGAAGGCUGGAGAGCGACGAGGAAUCGGAGAGCGAGGAGGCCGAGACGGCCGCGGAGUCGGAGGAGGAGCCGGACGCCAGAUUAUCAGACCAGGAUGAAGAGGGCAAGACCAAGCAGAAGUGUAUCAUAUCUGACCCCUCCUUUUCCAUGGUGACAGUUCAACGGGAAAAUAGUGGAAUAACCUGGGAGACCAAUUCAAGCAGGUCUUCCACUCCUUGGGCCUCGGAAGAGAGUCAGACUUCUGGUGUGUGUAGUCUGGAAGGGUCAACUGUGAAUUCUCCUCCAGGGAAUGUUUCCUUUAUUGUGGAUGGAGUUAAAAAGGUUCGGAAAAGAACGCCCAAGUCAAAGCGUGGCUCACCAUCACUGCGUCGGAAAGGCAACAAAAAGAGAAAUUCUCUUGAAUCUCAAGAUGUUCCAGCAAACACAAAAGAUAAUCCUUUAAUUUCAGAAAGCCAGGUAUUAAGCACCCAGAAAGAGAAGUCAUCUACUGGCAUUUAUGAUAAAACGAGAAAAAAGACCACCUCAAAUACACCUCCUAUUACCGGGGCAAUAUACAAAGAACACAAGCCCUUAGUGUUAAGGCCAGUCUACAUAGGAACAGUACAGUAUAAAAUUAAGAUGUUUAAUUCAGUUAAAGAAGAAUUAAUUCCUCUACAAUUUUAUGGAACAUUGCCAAAGGGUUAUGUAAUUAAAGAAAUACAUUAUAGGAAGGGGAAAGAUGCAUCCAUUAGUCUAGAGCCAGAUAUGAGCAAUCGUGAUUCUAAUAUAGUUUCUCAAACAAGCAAAUUAGUAGGCCAAAACAUAGAAGAUGAUAAGGUAAAAGAGUUUGCUUCACCCUGGAAAGCUGCAUCCUCUAAAGGAUCAGAGUCCUUGACUUCCUCAUUCAGUCGUGAAGAUGAAAAGAAAAUUUACGUUGAUUCUCCACUAAAGGCCGCAUCUGCCACCAAGCACACAGUUUCUUCUUAUGCAAGUAUUGACACAGCAGAACUAGAAAUACAGCUCAUCCCUCCACAGUUAGUGCCACGACAGCCAGGUGAUGAAGCAAAACUCCAUGAAAUGGAGCCUUCCUCUCUUACACCUGAUACAUCUACAACUGGGUUCCUGGAAACAGCGAAAGAAGAAUUUGAGCCUGAUUCACAAGAAAUGGUAACUUCAGUCUUACCACCAUUAGUGGAUGAGGUAAAGAAGGAAGAUAUGUAUUCUGUUGACCAUUCCAUUUCAUUGGAGGCAGAAAAGGAUUCUCUGGAAACAGGUGCACCAGGUCUGGCAGCAUCCAUCGAGGAAGAUUUUGGCCCAGAGACAACAGAGCUGGACCUGACUUCACCAGAAAGGGCAGAACCAGUCUCUAAACAACAACCCCCCCCUCCUUAUCGUGAUGUCAAAGGAAUGGAGGAAGAAAACGUGCCUGAGCCAUCCAUUUCUCUUUCUGAACCUCUAGUGUUAGAGGAACCAAAGAAAGAAGAAGUUGAAACUUCUCUACCGAUAACUGCUACCCCUGAACCUGAAGAUUCUAAUUUAGUGGAAGAAGAGAUCAUAGAACUUGAAUACCCAGAGAGUCCAUCUAUUUCCAAGAAGCCCUUCUCACCAUAUUUGGCCACUGAAGUGGAGCAGAAAGAAGAGGAGAUCCUUUUACCAUCACUGAAAACAUCCACACCUGAACAUGUUGCUUCAUCUGAGGAAGAAAGAGAGGAAAAUGAGUCUGUUUCUACUGAUUCUGCUUUUGUAUCAGAGUAUUCAGUCCCACAGGAUUUGCACCAUGAACUAGAGAAGCAAGAAGUUGAGCCAGUUUCUCCAUCCACUGUAAAAGGUAUAUCUGAACAUGCAAUCUUUUCAGAAGAGGAGAAUGAGGAAUUUGAGCCUUUGGCCUCUGCAUCUGAGUGCUCUCUGUCACCAUCUACAACUGAGCAGACUUCUGAAUGCCAGUCCCCUCAGUUUUCAGCAGCUUUCUCAGAACACGUGGUCCUGUCCGGAGAAGAAGCUUCAGAAAGUGGAUGUUACACACCAGAUUCCACAUCUGCUUCUGAAUAUUCAACUCUAUCCCAGGCAACGAAAGGGUCACCGAUGAAAACAAUUGACCUAAAGUCCCCAUUAAAAUCAAAAGAUGUUUCUGAGCACACGAUUUUGUCAGAAGAAAAGAAGGAAGACACUGGAUUGUGUUCCCCAAAUGUGGCCUCUGUCUCUGAAUGCUCUCUCUCACCAUCCACAGCUGAGCAGACUUCUGAAUGCCAGGCCCCACUGUUUUCAACUGCUACAUUGGAACAGGCAGUCAUGUCAGAAGAAGAGGAUCUAGGAAGUGAGGAUUUCACAGCAGAUUCAACAUUGACUUCCCAAAAUGCAGUUCCACCAAAUGCAACACAGGAAUCCCCAAAGGAAAUAAUUGAUGAUGUGUCCCCAUUAAAAUCGAAAGGUGUUUCUGAGCACAUGAUUUUGUCAGAACAAAAGAAGGAAGACACUGAAUUGUGUUCCCCAAAUGUGGCCUCUGUCUCUGAAUGCGCUCUCCAGCCAUCCGCAGCUGAGCAGACUUCUGAAUGCCAGGCCCCGUCAUUUGUAGCUACCCCAUCUGAGCAUAUUGUCCUAUCAGAAGAGACAGUAGAAAUUGAGCGGUACACACCCGACUCCACCUCGACUUCUGAAUUUUCAGUACCACCAUACGCAACACCAGAAUCACAGGAGGAAGAAAUUGUCCACAGAUCCCCUUUAAACCUAAAAGGUGCCUCCUCACCCACGAAUUUCUCAGAAGAAGAGCAAGACAUUGGACUUUUUUCUCCAGACUCAGCAUUUGUGUCAGAAUUCUCAUUUUCACCCUAUGCAACUCAGGAAACGGAGAAAAGAGAAUUUGAAUGUGAUUCUCCAAUAUGUUUAACAUCACCAUCUGAGCACACUAUUUUGUCAGAUGAAGACACUGAGGAAGUUGAACUUUUUUCUCCAGACUCAGCAUCACAAGUUUCAAUCCCACCAUAUAGAAUCCCAGAAACAAAGAAAAAUGAAUUUGAGCAUGAUUCACUGGUAACUGCAAUAUCUGCUUCUGGAUAUUCUGGCUCUUCAGAAGCAGAUGAGGAAGACACUGUGCCAACAGCUGCCGCACCCAUACCUGAGCACCUCGGUUCAUCUCAGAAGCAACAAGCCAAACCUUCCCCUUCAAUGUCUGCACCCAAAGACUUGAGUCUGCCAUCUUCAACAAAUGAAAGAGAGAUCACAAAAGUUGAGCCAGAUGCUCAAACAACCUCAGUGUCUGUAUCUGAAUAUCUCAUUUUGACACAGCAGCAUAUAACUCAAGCAUUUCCAGAACCCGAGUCUGAAGACUUGAUUUCACCAUAUUCAACCAAUGAAACAGAGAAGGGAGAAAUUCAGACUAGUUCACCAGUAGCUGCAACACCUGUUUCUUUACCUGCACAAUCAUUUACAGUAAGGGAAGACACCAAACCAGUUUUGCAUUCAUCUCAAUAUUCAGUUUCACCUGAUUCAGUCCAUGCACUUCAGAAAGAACAAGAAGCCAAAGCAUCACUCACUCCAAAAGCUGCAAAUGAACAGAUGGCUUUGUUAAAAGUUAAAAGUAAGGAAGAAAUUGUGCCUGAUUCUCAAGAAGCUACAGCACAUGUAUCCCGGGAUCAAGAAAUGGAGCUUCAACCUCCAAAUGUUCUAGGGUCUGGGAUGAAAUAUUCAGUUCUGCCUGACUUGGUAGAUGAGCCAAAGAAGGAAGUGAAACCCAAUUUAGCUCCCACUGUGACAUCUGAACUAGAACAGAGAAUGUUGUCAGAGAAUGAGCCUGAGGUAAUAAAACCAUAUUCACCUCUAAAGGACACGUCUUUAUCUGGACCUGAGAUUUUAUCUGCAGUAAAAAUGCAAGUGAAACACGACUCUAAAACAGCUGAUACAUCUAGAGUGUUGCAUUCAGCUCCACCAGGAGUGCAAGAGGAAGCUGAACAUGGACCACCCGCACCAGAAUUUUUGGAAGAAAUAAAGAAAGAAAUUGAACCCAGUUGUUCAAUAACCACAUCUGUAACUAAGCAUGAUUCAAGCUUACCCAAGUUAGGAAAAGAAGAAACCCCAACAGAUUUAUCUUUUACCACCCCUAUAGAACAUCCAGUCUUAACAAAAAUAGAAAAGAGUGAAUUAAGAAGUGGUUUGCCACCACUGGUGACAUCUAUAGAUGAGCAUUCACUUCUUCAAGAAGAAAAGGUAGCAAGGAAAAUGAGUUCUUCUCCCACUGUAACUGCGGCAUCUGAACAUCCAGCUUGGUCAGAAGCAGAGAAAGAAAUUAAAUUUGAUUCACCUGCAAGAAUAUCCUCUCUAUCAGAUCAUUCUUUGUCCAAGGUAGAAACUGAAGAAUUUAAACCUGGGUUGCCAAUAACCAAAGCAUCAUCUUCUCAGCUUUCAGAUGUAUCUAAGGAAGAGAGGGUGGAAGAUGAACAAGGUCUUUCAUUUUCUACAGUCCUUGACUCUGAACAACUGGUUUUAUCACAGAAAAAGAAUUCUGUGUCUGCCUCAGAGGUGUCAGGGCCUGAACAUGUGCUUUUGCUCAACCAAGGUGGUGAGGUGAAGAAAAAAGAAACUGAACUUGCUUCUUCGCAAGACAUGUCACCCACACCCAAACAUAUAGUUCUGAAAGACAAAAAUGAGGAAAUGGAAAGUUCUUCUCCUGAGUUGGAAAAUUUAGUGUCAGCAGACUUAACUUUGACCCCCAGAGAUAAUAAGAACAAACAGACACUGGAGCCAUCUUCUACAGCUCAGGGAGAUUUCCUGUCAGAAAGACAAGAUCUUGCUCUGGCGGAGCUUUCUUUGGAACUUGAAAAGAAAGACAAGCCACACCAAGUAUCAGAAUUACCAAGCACUGAGUCAGAAUUCACUUAUAGUUUAGGUGGGCAAGAUGGAUCCGUAGAUACAAAACAAAUAAAAUCUCCCAUAACCGAAACAGAGGAUUCUGUCUUAGAAAAGGGCCUUGCCGAGCUUAGGAGCAGAAGAGAAGGAAAAGAAGAAAACAGGGAACAUCAUGUGUCAACUACAGUUGACCCUGAAAUUUCAGAGGUUUCAUCAUGCCUAAGGAAGGAACCUCAGAUUCAAGAAAUUAAAUCUUUCUCCCCCAAGGUAGUCAGCUUAGGGUCAAAAGAAGCAUUGACCCCUCUAGUUGAAGGAGACAGCCCCAAAGAACCUCAACCACAUACCUUUUCUUUAAAAGGAUUAUCAGAGAAGUUGAACCAUUCAGCUGACAUUAAAACGGGAGAGAAACAAGAAAUAAGCCCAUUACUGUCAACAGGAAAUUUGAAGACACAAGUGAUAGGAUAUAUUGAAACAAAACUAAAUGAAGAAACAGACCAACCAAAUUCAUUCUGUGUGCCCCAGAGUGUAACAGAACCAUCAAAGAUUGUUUCUUCUGACCUUGUGGAACAAGAGAAGCCUAGAAAAGCACUUCAUUCAGAUCAAGGUGUUAAAUUACCUGAUGUAAGCAUGUCUUUUGCAGAUAAGCAAGAUCUAGGUGUUAAACAAUUUUUAUUUAUGAAAGAGAAUUUGCCUUUGGAAGAAUCAAAAUCAUUUAUCACAAUUGAGCCUGCAGAUGUUAAAGAAACACAAAUGCAAGAGGCCCUUUUUGUUCCAAAGGAUGAAAGCUGGAUGCUGGAAAAGCCAGAAAGGGAUCUGGCAAGUCAACAUGAAGAAAGAAUACCGGGAUCUGUGGAGCUGGGUUCCUCUGGCAGUAAUGAUUUGAUGACAGGGCAGCUCAAGGCCGCUCUGCUGGAUAAAGACCAUACAUGUGAAACCAGAAAGCAGCCUCUGCCACAUUCUGCUGAAGAAUCUCCUUUAUCAUUACGAGAGCCAGUAUCUACUCUCAAUACCUCCAGUGGUGAGGUAGAGACCUUAUCAACUAAAACUUACUCUUCUGAAGAAAUAAAGCUGGCUCCCAAACCAAAAUCUUUCACUCCAACUAGAAAUGUAGAGAGAAAUGAAGCAGAGGGGAAGCAGAUCUUCUCUUUUGUGGGGAAUGGAAGUUUGAUACUGGAGAAAACAAACACAGAAUUUUCCAGGCCUUGCAAAGAAGGCAGCCAGGAAGAAAUCAAACUACCUUCUGAAAGAAUCCACCAAAAACCAGUGUCUGACCCAUCAAGGGAACAGAUCAAAUCAGAAAUUAUUCCCUCUCCCACCAAAGCAGCCCAUUUCCUGGCAGAAGAUUCAGAACCUGCCUUGGGCAAUGAAAAAGAAGCACACAGGAGUGUAUCUCCUUUAGCUGGAGAGAAGUCAUUAGAAGAAGCAAAAAUGAUUCAGUCAAAGGUCGUGGAUGAUGUUAAUGAGAGAGGGAAGCCAGCAUCUGAAGUGAAAAUAAAAAUACCCACACCAAUAAAACCCCUCUCCUCAAGGCAAGAAAAUGAAGAACCCCAACCCGCAGAGCCACCUGAGGUGACACAAAAGUUGCCUAAGAAGCCAGAGGCAGUUGAGCGAGGCCUUUCUGAGGAGAAGGGGAAGAAAGGAAUUUUAUCUUUCACAUCAUGGAUGUCCAGUUUGUUUUUUGGCUCAAGCACUCCAGAUAAGAAAGUUGCUGAAAAAGAUUUAGAAACUCAGCCAAGUCCAUCUGCAGAAAAAGCAGUGCCUUUGACAGAGUCUGAAGGAACAGCUUCAGCUGACUCUAAUGCAACCGAGAAACCAGCUGAUCGUCUGUUACCAGAGGCAAAACUUAAAAUUGCUGAAAAAUCCAGAGGCACUUUAGUUAAAUCUGGUGAAGGCCAAGACUUUGAAGAAAAACCCACAUCUUUAUCAAAUGUAGCAAUUUUACAACAGCCAAAAUCCAACUUUGAGGUGUCUAGUGAAGAUUAUGGGAAAAAAGAAAUUCUAGACUAUUCAGAGGAAAUGGACCUAAACUCGGUAGUUUCUUCUGCGGAUGGUGAGGAACAUCUUGAAAUUCAAUCUCAUUCUCCCAUGGGUGAGAAAUCCAUUGUGGGAGAAGUGCAAAAUGCGGUUCCUCUUCAUAUCACUGAUAGUAAAAGAGCCCAGAAGCCAGAAAUUUCUGAUCCAUCUAAAUGGAAUAUUUCUAUUCUUAAGAAAGAGCCAAGAAGUGAUCAAAAAGAAAAAUCACUCUUUUCAUUUGAUGCAGUAGAUAAGGUGCCACAACAGCCAAAAUCAGCUUCAUCUAGCUUCACAAGUAAAAAUAUCACGAAGGAAUCGGAGAAGCCAGAGACAAUAAUUUUGCCAGUAGAAGAAUCUAAAUGCAGCUUAAUUGAUCUGGGUGAAGAGAGACCGAAGAAAGAAAUGCUAAAACCUACCUCCUUGAAAACUUCUGCAGAGGAAACAAAACUCGGGUCUGUUAGCCCAACUGAGGAGAAAGGUGACUUGGAGACCAGAUCAUAUUCCGUGGCAGAAAACAAGGUGCUGGCAGAAAAGCCAGAAACUGUGGCCCCAUUAGAACUUCGAGAUAAUGACAUAGGGAGGGCACAAAUUGCACAUGGAUCUAGCCCUAUUAAAUUGGAAGAAUCAAGAGCUGCAACCGUGCUGCAGCAAGUCUCCCAAAAUGAAGACCGCAAAGAAGGACGCACAAUAAUGAAGCAGGAGAAAGAAGAAAAACAAAAGCUGUCACAAGUAUUUUCAGGAGGAAAGCAGCAGCAGGAAAUUCAGCCUUAUUCUGUGAAUGUAGUCAGGUCUAUGCCUGAAGAAUCAGGUAUCUCCUUAAGUCCUCCUUUGGAUGAAACACAGCCAUUUUCAUUAGUUAAAACCAUAUCAGUUACUGAAAAAUCAGAAACUCUGCUCUUGGAGGGCCACCCAGAAAUCAGGGAAACAAGGGCAGUAGGAACUCAACCACAUCCAAGAGAAGAAAGUAAAGUUUUGGUAGAGAAAAUCAAGACGUUCCUUCCAGAGGAUCUUCCUUAUCAUGAUGAAAGAGAUAACUACUCUUUACCUAAGGAAGGCAAUCUGAUAUUGGAAAAGUCAAGCAGGGAUAUGGCAAGUCACAAUGAAGAAAAGGGACAGAUCACAGCGGCAGAGCCAUUGAAAGAUGGUUCAAUAGAUAUCACAAAAGAAAGUAUGAAACAAGGAUCUCCAUCUAAAGAAUCUGAAAGGAUUUUAGAUCAUCGUUUUGAUGAAACAAAGAGCUUAGAAACCCCACCAUAUUUGUUGUCAUCUGCAAAAUCACAAACACUUGUUUCAGGAACUUCUCCAGAAAUUAAUACAGUGGAGAAACAAGAAAUGCUGGGGUCAGAUUUGACUCCAGAUAGGCAUACAGUCCAUACUAUCCAAACUUCUGAAGAUCUAACAUCUGAAAUGUCUAAGCAAUCGGUUCUUGCUUCAGAGCAGCAUAUGGAGGCUGUGGAAGAUGCCCACAUAUCUUCAGCAAGUAGCAACUAUGCUCAGUUUAUAAAGAAUGCAUCAGCAAUCAAUGCUGGUAGAAGGGUUCCUGCUAGAGAAAGAUCCAAGGAGCCUGAAGACACAUAUGUGGAAGAUGAAGACUUCACAGUGACUAGUAAGCCAGCUGGACUUUCAGAAGAUCAAAAGAGUGCCUUCAGUAUUAUUUCUGAAGGCUGCGAGAUAUUGAAUAUUCAUGCUUCUGCAUUUAUUUCUUCAGUUGAUCAGGAAGAAAGUGAACAAAUGCAAGAUAAGCUAGAAUAUUUGGAAGAGAAGGCUUCAUUUAAAAUUAUAUCCCUUCAUGACAGUAGUGAGGCCGUUUCUUGCCAUAAAACAUUAAAGAGUAAGUUAGAAGAUUCUGAUCAAGUUACAUCACUGCAAGACAAUAAACAAAAGGAAUCUCUUAACAUAAAACGGGAGGUAGCCACAGAUUCAGAAACUGAUGAUUUCAACUUUAAUCAGCCCACAGCUCCCAGUGAAGAAGAUUAUUUUGAAAAAUAUACAUUGAUUGAUUAUAACAUCUCCCCAGCCCCAGAAAAACAAAAAGCUCCAUGGAAAUUAAAUGUUGAGGGGGAACUCCCAAAGGAAGUUACAGAAGAUACUGUCUCUUUCCCAGAAAGUUCAGAGGAAAGUGCCUUGGAAUAUGACUUGGUGAAGUUAGAUGAAAGCUUCUAUGGGAUGGAGAAGGACUACAGCAAAUUAUCUCACCCAGAGACCCAGAAGCCUUUGGAUAUCCAGCCAUCAGCUGACAGAGAUGCCUCAAAGAGCAUAAAUAGAGAGGUGGACUUAAAGUCACCGGGGAUGCCUUUAUUUGGUGCAGAGGAAGGAGUUUUGUCACGGACCCAGAUCUUUCCUACCACCACUAAAGCCAUUAAUCCCGAACUUCUGGAGGAGCCACCUGCAUUUGCAUUUUUAUACAAGGAUCUGUAUGAAGAAGCAGUUGGAGAGAAAAAGAAGGAAGGGGAGACAGCUUCUGAAGGUGACAGUGUGAAUUCUGAGGCAUCGUUUCCAAGCAGGAAUUCUGACACCGAUGAUGGAACAGGAAUAUAUUUUGAGAAGUACAUACUCAAAGAUGACAUUCUCCAUGACACAUCUGUAUCUCAAAAGGACCAAGGCCAAGGUCUGGAAGAAAAAGCAGUUGGUAAGGAUGAUUCAUACCAACUGAUAGCUGCAGAAGGGGAAAUUUGGGGGAGGUUUGGAACUAUUUUGGGGGAGAAGAGUCUGGAAGAGGAACAGAAAGCUACUUACAGGGAAGGAGACUCAGUAUGCCAUGUGGAGACCCUUGACAAGGAAGCUAUGCAGGGGGAAGCUCCCAUCACUGAGGAAGUCACAGUGGUUACCCAGAAGGUAAGCUAUGCGGUUCCAUUUGAAGACACCCAUCAUGUCCUGGAGAGAGCGGAUGAAACGAGCAGUCAGAGUAAUGAAGCAGCAAGUGCAAGUCCAGAAGUCAACCUGAACAUCCCAGUACAAGUGUCCUUCCCAGAGGAAGAACUUGCAUCUGGCGUAACUUGUGUUCAAGAAACACUGCAAGAAGAACCUAAAAUAAUGAUCCCACCUGAGCCAGGUGAAGACAGACUCUGCAGUAGCCCUGUUCAGGAUGAGUAUGAAUUUGCCGAAUCCCUGAAUUAUGAAAUGGUUGCUCAAGACACUUUAUCAGAGGAACUGUAUUCAGAAUCCACGCCUGAAGAUGUGUUAUCUCAAGGAAAGGAAUCCUUUGAACACGUCAGUGAAAAUGAAUUUGUGAGUGAGGUAGAACAAAGUAUGUCUGCCAGACAGAAGGAGUUGGGCAGAGAGAAGACAGAACAAGAACAAUUGUCAUCAGAGUCAGCAACUGAGAAGGAACAGAGGGAACCAAAAAAGUCCCAGAUCGACACAUACUGUUACACUUGCAGAAGCCCAAUUUCUGCUGUUGACCAGAUGUUUGGCAUGCACAAGGACCAUGAGGUUGCAACACUUGAUACAGCGAUAAGUGCUGUAAAGGUCCAAUUAGCAGAAUUUCUUGACAAUUUACAAGAAAAGUCCUUGAGGAUUGAAGCCUUUGUUAGUGAGAUAGAAUCUUUUUUUAAUACCAUUGAGGAAAACUGUAGUAAAAACGAGAAAAAGCUAGAAGAACAGAAUGAGGAGAUGAUGAAGAAGGUUUUAGCACAGUAUGACGAGAAGGCCCAGAGCUUUGAGGAAGUGAAGAAGAGGAAGAUGGAGUUCCUGCAUGACCAGAUGGUCCACUUUCUGCAGAGCAUGGACACAGCCAAGGACACCUUGGAGAGCAUCAUGAGAGAAGCGGAGGAGCUCGACGAGACCGUUUUCCUGACUUCAUUUGAGGAUAUCAAUGAAAGGUUGCUUUCUGCAAUGGAGAGCACUGCCUCUUUAGAGAAAAUGCCUGCUGCGUUUUCACUUUUUGAACAUUAUGAUGACAGCUCAGCAAGAAGUGACCAGAUGUUAAAACAAGUGGCUGUUCCACAGCCUCCUAGAUUAGAACCUCAGGAAGCAAAUUCUGCCACCAGCACCACAAUUGCAGUUUAUUGGAGCAUGAACAAAGAAGAUGUCAUUGAUUCAUUCCAGGUUUACUGCAUGGAGGAGCCACAGGAUGACCAAGAAGUAAACGACUUGGUAGAAGAAUACAGAUUGACAGUGAAAGAAAGCUACUGCAUUUUUGAAGAUUUGGAACCUGACCGAUGCUAUCAAGUGUGGGUAAUGGCCGUGAACUUCACUGGAUGUAGCCUGCCCAGCGAAAGGGCAAUUUUUAGAACAGCCCCUUCCAGCCCUGUAAUCUGCGCCGAGGACUGUACGGUGUGUUGGAACAUGGCCACCAUCCGAUGGCAGCCCGCCAACCCAGAGGCUACUGAGACCUAUACUCUGGAGUACUGUAGACAGCACUCUCCAGAGGCUGAGGGCCUCAGAUCAUUCUCUGGAAUUAAAGGACUCCAGCUGAAAGUUAACCUCCAACCCAAUGACAAUUACUUUUUCUAUGUGAGAGCCAUCAAUGCCUUUGGGGCGAGCGAGCAGAGUGAAGCUGCUCUCAUUUCCACCAGAGGAACCCGAUUUCUUCUGUUGAGAGACACAGCUCAUCCUGCUCUGCAGAUUUCCUCAAAUGGGACAGUGAUCAGCUUCACUGAGAGGAGACGGUUGACAGACAUCCCGUCAGUGCUGGGCGAGGAGCUGCCUGCAUGCGGCCAGCAUUACUGGGAAGCCACGGUCACGGACUGCCCGGCUUACCGACUUGGCGUCUGUUCCCGCCUGGCAGUGCAGGCUGGUGCCCUGGGACAAGGGGAGACUUCGUGGUACAUGCACUGUUCUGGGCCGCAGAGAUACACAUUCUUCUACAGUGGCAUAGUGAGCGAUGUCCAUGUGACUGAGCGUCCCGCCAGGGUGGGCAUUCUGCUGGACUACAGCAACCAGAGGCUUCUCUUCAUUAAUGCUGAAAGUGGACAGUUGCUCUUCAUCAUCAGGCACAGGUUCACUGAGGGCGUUCACCCUGCCUUUGCCCUGGAGAAACCUGGCAAAUGUACUUUGCACCUGGGGAUUGAGCCCCCAGAUUCUGCAAGGCACAAGUGAUCAUUGGCUUUCAGAGUUUGCCAGAGCAAUCAUUCACAUUUCGGGGGUCUGUUGUUCUUUCCCUCGGGUGCUAUGUAUUAUUCAAAACGUCUCGCACACAUUCACACUAAUGGUCGCUGCACGCACAGCGCUCAGCACGUGAGCACAACCACCAAGGAAACCUUGACUUUCUAGGUAGCGUGUGAGUAAAGAGGAUGGAAGAACAGCCUCCGCCCUUUGCCUUCUAUAUGUGUGAGUGCUUCCCUAAAUUGAAAGGAUUUAUGCCUGACUUGGGAACCAAAGCAGAGAAGUGGUCUUCCACCUGUUGUAGUGGCAAAAGACAUCCUCGGAUGGACAGGUCUGAGCGAGGGGAAGGCUGUGUUAGUCCUACAUCUCUGACAAGAAUCAUGGGCUUUUUCCCUACAAGAGAGGUCACCUCACUCCACUAAAGGAUGAUGUUUUCUAAUCACUAGAGAAGGUAUUUUAACUGUUCUAAGUUGACAACAAACUCUUUUGUAAUAAGAAAAAUCUUAUUAAUAUGUACUGUAGAACAUGAGUCUCUUUUCCCCGAAAUUUAAAUGUAGACAAGUGCUAGGUAUUAGAGAUUUCCAUUUUGUUAAAUAAAUGCUUAGAGUCUAUAAAACAAAA